Oncorhynchus tshawytscha (Chinook salmon) is the source of this 4853-nucleotide messenger RNA. RefSeq names its product RNA binding motif protein 20 (gene rbm20). The transcript is spliced from 15 exons. The record is from RefSeq and is a predicted model, not a curated record. Gene Ontology annotation, cellular component: nucleus. Gene Ontology annotation, molecular function: mRNA binding; zinc ion binding. Lineage: Eukaryota; Metazoa; Chordata; Actinopteri; Salmoniformes; Salmonidae. Gene Ontology annotation, biological process: regulation of RNA splicing. Bases 423 to 4247 code for a protein of 1274 amino acids.
AGAGAGAGAGAGAGAGAGAGAGAGAGAGAGAGAGAGAGGGAGCUAAGGCCAGGGGCUUUGCUGGCUGCCAUUGUCGCUGUCUGUCAGGAGAAGCACUGGGGAGAAAGCGAGAGAGAGGGAAGAGAGAGGAAAAGUUCCUGCUGAGUUAAAGUAGUCCACGGGACCGCGCGUACAGUAUUCAACAGCUUCCCUAGGCUAUCAGUCGGCCAUCGCAAGGGAGAGAGAGAGGGAGGGAGAGAGAGAGAGAGAGAGGGAGAGAGAGAGGGGAGAGGGAGAGAGAGAGAGAGAGAGAGGGAGAGAGUUACACCAAAGGAUUUUUUAUUUAUAGCCCCUCCAACGGCAACAGUCAGUAACAACUUUUCCGAGGGGUGUGUGUGGUUGGUUAGUGGAGAUAAAGGACUAGUUAGUGAUUUUGUUUGGCCAUGCAACAGGCCUGGGAUAAGGCUCUCUUUGAGGCUCACAUCGAAGGUGUCAAGAACGGCCAAACUGGUGAAAUGUCGGGGAAAAGCCAAGGAGGAUAUAUGGGAACCAAGACGUCCAACGAACACUUCCAGAGCACCAGCGUGUCCGACGGCAAUGAUAACAAGCCCCAGCCAGUGGGUGGUGUCCAGGGCCAGCUGAGUGGUGGGGGUGGGACCCACCAGAACCACCAGAACACACAGCUCCUCUUGACACCCGCCAGUAUCCAGCUAGCCCAGCUCCAGGCCCAGCUCACCUUCCACCGCCUUAAACUGGCCCAGAGUGCUGUGGGGGGCAAUGCAAACUCUGCAAACGCAGCCAGCAUCCUCAAUCAGGUCCUUGCCAAUGUGGCCAUGUCCCAGCCCCUCUUCAACCAGCUCCGCGCCUCGGCCAUGGUCAGUAAUCCCCAAACAGUUGGUGGUGGUUUCCACUCCAGUGCCCUAGCCUUCCAACUGCCUCCACCACCGCCGCCACCGCCGCCACCGCCGCCACCCCCCAACUCUGCCCUGGGGACUUUGGUAGGGGCCGGAUUCAACCAGAAUCAUGGUAAUCUGAGGCUGAACCAUUACGGAGGUGGGGGUGUUUCUGGGAACCAACAGCAGCAGCUACAGGCCAACCAGCAUGGUGGAUCAGACUACAGCAAGAAAGCUGGCUCAACAUACCCUUCAGAUAUGGAUAGGCGUCUCCAGUAUGGCUUCACAGGGGGGACGUCGGUGGCGUUGAGUGAAGCUGGAGAGGGACAAGGACAGUACGUGCCAAUCAUGACUCAGGCAAAGAGUACAAACCAAGGCUUUCAGAUUGACUUCUAUGGUCAGAGUCAACAACAACAGGCUGGGUUCGGUGUUGGGAAUCAAAACUAUCAGAACAAGAACGCUUUUAAUGAGCAGCAGUGGAAAAGCCCAGGUAACAUGAGCCACGCGGGAAAAGGGUUGGACAUGGUUUCCAAUACUGCCACAGUAUGGAGGGGGACUGGGCAGCCAGUCCGUGCCAGAGAGGAUCUGUACAAUCCAGAGGAGCCAACCUCUGACCCCAAGUUCAAUUCCGGCGGUGGGGAAAUUACUUCCUCGUUCGGAGAAGGCAUGGGUGGCACCAAGGGGUUUGUGGGAUACCACAAGCAGCCCCUGCAGGGGGGAGAGGAGAUCCUGUCUACAGGUGGUUCCGUACAACUCCAACCUCACCAGCUGAAUGACUUCCACGCCGUGACGCCAUCCCACCUGCCCCACCAGUGCACCAUCUGUGAGAAGAAGGUCUAUAACCUCAAGGACUGGGACCAGCACGUGAAAGGUAAACUACACCUGCAGAACCGCUUGCUGUACUCUGAAGGUGCUACAAUCACAGCCGGAGCCGUCUACUACGGUCCCGCCGGGUCGUCUGAAGGAUGCCUAAACAACGUCGGAGUGAAUAACUCCAUGGCUUACUCUUCCACUGCCAAUCAAGAUGUAUCAUCCGGAGCUAACCUACCAGCUGGAGUAAUGAGAACCUAUCCCAUGUCAGGGGCUGGAUUUACCCAACUCCCACCUGGGUCAAAGGUAUUUCCACCCAGGAAAUCAAUCACAGGACGGGUGGUCCACAUCUGCAACCUCCCCGAGGGCAGCUGCACAGAGAAUGAUGUCAUCAACCUGGGACUGCCCUUCGGGAAAGUCACCAACUACAUCCUCAUGCGCUCUACCCACCAGGCGUUUGUGGAGAUGGCGUACAUUGAGGCGGCCCAGGCUAUGGUUCAAUACUACCAGCUGACUCCAGCCACGAUCAACGAUCAGAAACUACUGAUCAGGAUGUCCAAGAGAUACAAGGAGCUUCAGCUCAAGAAACCAGGUAAAGACGUUGAUUCAAUCAUCCAGGAUAUCAACUCUCUGAGGGAAAGGGACGAGAUGCAGGAGAUUGAUCACUACAUGCCAGAGAGAGCGCGGUCCCGUAGUCCCAUCAGCCGCUCUCUGAGCCCUCGCUCCCACAGCCCCAGCUUUACCUCCUGUAGUUCAGCCCACAGCCCGCAGGGGGCACCCUGCCGAGGAGGCCCGGAACGGGGCUCCUGGACCGCCAAACACAUGAGAAAGGGGGACGAGGACAGAGAACGAGAGAGGGAAAGGGACGAGGUGCCAUGGAGGAACGGAGGUACAGUGGAUGACGACAGGCUGAACGGGAGGAUGCAGGAUCGACGGAACAAGCCGUACCUGAAACCCUCCGACCGAGACCGGAUCAGUCCCAGAUCAGCAGACGAAAGAGGUGGAGGAAGAGGGGAGGGGAUGAGGGGGGGGAACAGGGGGGGAGACUGGUACCCCCACCCGCGGUGUAGCCCUCAGGGGAUGCCCCCCUUCCCUUCGUACAGGAACAUGGAUGAGGACUCCUACAAAACACAGCACGUGUAUAAGCCAGAGAAGCCCCUGAGGCCACAGUACCAGAGACAUGAGGAGGGGAGAGUCAAGUCAAAGAGGAGGGAUGGAGGGGACUACCACAGAUCCAGACACUCAGAGUCAGAGCUGGGAGAGGAGUCUCUACCCACCAGGACAGGAGAAGACAGAAGACAGAGAGGAGGCUCCCCGACAUGGGGAAGGAGCAAGAAACCCACCAUGAGACACGGGACGGAGAAACCGGAAAUAGAGAUUACUGAAAAUAACGGAGAAACCGCUGAGGAUCAGCGAUCCAAAGAGAAGUCUGUUUCUCCUCAACGAAGUGGCAAGCAUGAGAGAGAAAAAGACAGCGAGGCGGAGGAGUGGGAGAGUGGGGACGACACAGAGGGUGAGUGCUGGUACCCCAAGAACAUGGAGGAGCUGGUCACAGUGGACGAGGUAGGAGAGGACGACUCCAUCAUCGAACCGGACCUCCCUGAGCUGCAGGAUGACGAGGAUGUGUCAGCCUCAGACCUCCAAAAGGAUCCUACGGAGGAGGAGGAGGGAGAGGCUCCACGAUCAACCUCCACCCCCAGUCCCAGGCCCUGCUCUGAGAAGGAGUUAGCCCAGAGAGAGGAUACCGAGUUGGGUAGAGGAGGUGGGGUAGGUGGGGUGGUGGAUCCUAUACCUACAGAGCAGAAAGAUGGGGAGAUUAGCACAAACCCCAGCCCCACAGACCAGUCACUGCCACAGUCACAGUCACAGUCACAGCCACAGCCACAGCCACUGCCACUGCCACUGCCACAGCCACAGCCACAGUCACAGCCACAGCCACAGCCACAGUCACAGCCACAGCCACAGCCACAGCCACUGCCACUGCCACAGCCACAGCCACCCAUCCCAGUAGCCUCAGAACAGCUCAGUUCAGAUCUGGAUGAUUUCCCCAACCCGGAGUUCAAGGCAGCCCUGGAAGAGACGUGUUUGGAAGUCGAAGUACUGAAGAGUGGAGCGCCGACGCAGGAGCUGGCGCUAACCAAUCACGCUGGCGCGUGUGAAAGCAGCAAGACCCAGGAUGUAAUACACAAGAUGGAGGACGUGGGGAGGGAAGUAACGGUCAUGAAGCCAGACAUACAGCAGCACAAGGCUGAGACUUCUAGAGUCAUCCAGAAUUCAACACAUGUCCCAUGUCCUAUAAACCUGAUAGACAUAGGGGCUCCCUCACCUUCUAGAGGGCAGGAGAAGAUUCUCAGUGAACACAGCAUCCCUCUGGGGGUGGAGUUCAUCGUGCCUAGUACGGGGUUCUACUGUAAGCUGUGUGGCCUGUUCUACACCAGCGAGGAGACAGCCAAGACCUCUCACUGUCGUAGUACUGUCCACUACAGGAACCUUCAGAAGUACCUGUCUCAGCUGGCAGAGGAGAGUCUACUUGGUGCACUAACUGACCCCUCAGCUACAGAGUGACCUCUGACCUAUUCUCAUCAUUCGGUACUGUCAAGUUGAUAUGGUGGACAGCGUUGCGUGUGUGCUACAGACUGCGUGAUCUGAGCUUGCCAAGGACUACUCAACGAAAGAGACAUGAAUAAAUGACAUAUCGGAUGGAAGUCACACGGUGAAAUGCACUGGACCCAGAGAGAAGAGCGAUUCUCUGAGAAUUGCUUGGACUAAAACUCAUUGCUACAAAUCAAAUGAAAUGUUAUUGGUCACAUGCUCCAUAUACAGUAAUACAUAUUACCGUGAAAUGCUGACUUACGAGCCCAUUCCCAACCAUGCAGAGUUAAAAACAAAGACAAAUAUUUGCUAAAGAAAAUAGUAACGCAACAAAAUAACAAUAACGAGGCUAUAUACAAUCUAGCAAUAUGUUUGAUUCUGUACAUAGUCUAAACAAUACUGUAGUUUAAAAAGGUUCCAGUGUUAAUGUACUACGUUUGUGAAAAUGAAAACCGGUCACCAAAGAUUUGUGUUAAAAAGAUAUUUCUGUAUCUUUCACCCUUUGAUUUAUUUGCAGUAGAGAAUAAAUGUGUUUGUUUUUCAUCGUGGGAAUAAACACAGCCUUCUUUCUAGUCAUUA